CCAGGAUCCAACCUUUCCCAGAUCUCAUUUAAGGGUUGGCAGUUGAAAAGAGGGGGAUCUCUCUGGAGAUCUCUGUGUACUUGAGGUUUUCCAAAGGUCUAUAUCAUCAAUGUAACAUGGUCAGACCUGACUUCCCAGAUCAUCUACCGGAGAUACAGCAAGUUCUUUGACCUGCAGAACUCCUGACCUCAGACACCCGGAGCUCCAUCUACAAGAAAACAAAAUUGCCCAUUUUCAAUAAAAAUCAUGUCUCCGUAGGCAGAAAAAUGCAGCUUCUGGACAAGUUUCCCAUUGAAGGAGGACAGAAAGACCCCAAACAAAGAAUCAUCCCUUUUCUACCAGGUAAGAUCCUGUUCCGGAGGAGCCAUGUCCGAGAUGUAGCUGUGAAGAGGCUGAAGCCCAUUGAUGAGUACUGCAGGGCGCUGGUUCGACUUCCCCCUCACAUUUCACAGUGUGAUGAAGUCUUCAGGUUCUUUGAGGCUCGUCCAGAAGACCUCAACCCUCCAAAAGAGGACUAUGGAUCUUCAAAGAGAAAAUCAGUUUGGAUGUCCAGUUUGUCUGAGACUCCAAAAAAGAGUGUCGCUCCAGGUGCUGAUGCUAGCUCCGAACCCAUGAUCCUGGAGCAAUAUGUGGUGGUGUCCAACUAUGAGAAGCAGGAGAACUCUGAGAUCAGCCUCCAAGCUGGAGAGGUCGUGGAUGUCAUAGAGAAAAAUGAAAGCGGAUGGUGGUUUGUGAGCACUGCAGAGGAGCAGGGCUGGGUCCCUGCUACAUACUUGGAAUCCCAAAAUGGAACCAGAGAUGAUUCUGACAUCAACACAUCCAAAACUGGGGAAGUUUCUAAGCGACGCAAGGCUCACCUGAGGCGCCUGGACCGGCGAUGGACGCUGGGCGGGAUAGUCAACAGGCAGCAGAGUCGAGAAGAGAAAUAUGUCACUAUUCAGCCGUACGCCAGCCAGGGGAAGGAUGAGAUUGGGUUCGAAAAAGGGGUCACCGUGGAGGUCAUCCAAAAGAACCUGGAAGGAUGGUGGUACAUCAGGUAUCUUGGCAAAGAGGGCUGGGCCCCAGCUUCAUAUCUGAAGAAGGCUAAAGAUGAUCUUCCAUCUAGAAAAAAGAACUUAACUGGGCCAGUGGAAAUCAUUGGAAACAUCAUGGAGAUCAGCAACCUGCUGAACAAGAAAUCCACUGACAAGGAAACUCAAGCAGAAAAUGAGACCUCAGAAACACAUAUCACCAAGAAGGAAAUCAGUUUGCCUAUUCUUUGCAAUGACUCUAAUGGUAAUGCCAUGAUGACACCGGACAAGCAGGCUUCCAAACUGGCCCAGGGAUCUCCAGCCAUAGCAAGGAUAGCGCCACAAAGAGCUCAGAUAAGUUCUCCAAAUUUAAGAACAAGGCCACCCCCACGAAGAGAAUCCAGUCUGGGUUUUCAGUUGCCCAAACCACCAGAGCCACCCUCUGUGGAAGUGGAAUACUACACCAUUGCAGAGUUCCAGUCGUGUAUCUCUGAUGGGAUAAGCUUUCGCGGUGGACAAAAGGCAGAGGUUAUAGAAAAGAAUUCUGGUGGCUGGUGGUAUGUGCAGAUUGGAGAGAAGGAAGGAUGGGCUCCAGCAUCUUACAUUGACAAGAGGAAGAAGCCAAAUUUAAAUAGAAGAACAAGUACUUUAACCCGCCCGAAAGUUCCUCCCCCAGCACCACCCAGUAAGCCUAAAGACUCUGAAGAAGGAACAACUGGAAUGGCUUCUUCAGAGCAUACCCAGGACUCUCCCCACAAGGUGAAAUAUGAAGAACCUGAGUAUGAUGUGCCUGCCUUUGGCUUUGAUUCAGAGUGUGAAGUAAAUGAAAGUCAUCGUGAAGAGGGCACUCCUGAGAAACGACUGUUUCAGCCCCUCAAGCCCUCUCCUGUGUCAUCACUUCAGAAAGCAAAGUUCAAAGUAGGAGAGUCUUCAGAGGAUGUUGCUAAUGAAGAGGAGACCAUUUAUGAGAAUGAGGGGUUCAGGCGUUAUGUGGAAGAUUCUUUGUCCAAUAAGGAAUCUAGUGGAGACUCUGAUUCUCAGAAAAGCUCUUCUCUUUCUUUGAUUCGAAGGAACUCACCAUGUUCUCUCUCUCCUAAAUCAUCUUUCAUGAAGCCCAAGAUGGAAAAAGACAUCCAGCCCGAGAUUGGAAAAUGUCACUAUUCUAGGAGUGAGGAGGCAAAACCAAGAUCAGCUUCAGAUGUUGGCUUACGUAGCGUGCCAAGAACAGGCAUGAAGAAGGAGCCUGGGCAGAGUCCUUCAAUUAGAGCAAAACCAAUUGUUAGGCCCAAACCAUUCCUGAACAAGGCAGAUUCUCAGAGUCAAGAAAAGAUGGAUAUCAGCACUUUAAGGCGUCAGCUGAGGCCAACUGGGCAACUCAGAGGUGGACUUAAAGGUUCGAGAAGUGAAGAGUCUGAAAGCCCACCACACACAGCUUCUGAAAACCACGAUGACCAUGUGAGGAGGGGCUCAGCUGACCUCAUUACAGUUCCUUCCCGUGGCAUUUUCUGUUCUAGCCAUCCAGCCAAAACUGAGCAGGAAAAUGAUUCCAGGUGUUUCUAUGUGACCACUGACUCAUACCAGAAGGUACAGGAUUCUGAAAUUUGCUUCCCAGCAGGAGUGGAAGUGGAAGUGCUUGAAAAGCAAGCCAGUGGGUGGUGGUACCUGAAAUAUGGAGAUAUGGAAGGCUGGGCUCCUUCCCAUUACUUGGCUCUCCCUGAUAACCAGCAAGAAACCACAUCAGUGGAGACCGAUGCCUCAUUCACCAGGAACAGGAAAAAUGAAAAUAAAUCAAACAGCUUAGAGAAGAUAGAGAAGAGGGUUCAGGCUUUGAACACCAUCAACCAGAGCAAACGUGCAACACCACCCAUCCCAAGCAAACCUCCAGGUGGAUUUUCAAAAACAUCAGGACCUGUAAAAAUGCGGAAUGGUGUGAGGCAGCUUGCUGUCCGGCCUCAGUCGGUGUUUGUCUCCCCACCACCUAAGGAUAACAACUUGUCGUGCUCCUUGCGCAGAAAUGAGUCUUUAACAGCCACAGACCAUCUUAGAAAUGUGCGUCGCAAUUCCUCCUUCAGUAAUGCACGGUCACAGCCAGGUGAUGCAAAGGGAAAGCAGCCUGAGAGGUCGGGCUCCGAGGGUUCAGAGCCCACCUCCAACCUCCCCAGCCAGAGGAAUGGGAUCCCCGUGUCUACUGUCAGGCCAAAGCCCAUUGAAAAAUCCCAGUUCAUCCAUAACAACCUCAAGGACAUCUAUGUUUCGAUUGCAGACUAUGAAGGGGAUGAGGAGACUGCGGGAUUUCAAGAAGGUGUCUGCAUGGAGGUCCUUGAAAGGAACCCAAAUGGCUGGUGGUACUGCCAGAUCAUGAAUGGUGUGAAGCCAUUCAAGGGCUGGGUGCCCUCAAAUUAUUUGGAGAAAAAGAACUAGUAUUGCAAUAUCUUUAACCUCCCUAAUUUAUACUGUUCCUGCUGUGUACAUGUGGAAAAAAAUAACUGCUAUACACAAAGACCUUUCCCAUGUGCCCCAGUUUGUACAAAGGGACGAAGGAGUCUAUGCUGAGGACAAAUCUGCCAUGUUCUGGAGAGGUUUGUGGGGUUAACAUGUUGUAAGCAACUAUGAAGAUGCAGCAGUCAACUGCCUUUUUGUGAAGUUGUUAAUAAUCUUAUAUGUGUAACAGGGUAUGACAUCCCAUCUUUCCCGUUAUUGAUAGGAAACCAAGUGUGUGCCUUUCAUGAGAGAAAUACACAUGCAUCUCAACUUGGGGAGUUCUGUGCCAAACUCUUUUACAAUCUUGGCUCCCUUUUCUCCUCGUUCUUGUCCGUAUGUGGAAUACCCAAGAGUUUCGGAUGCAUUUCUACAACUUGCAGUGAGAAGCAAAUGGAAUUUUCUGAAACACAAAGGGACUCAAAUCCUUUGGAGAAGCUUUUUUUUUUUUUUUUUUUCCUUCUCAACAGUUGUUUGGUCCAGAGUUGGAGCCUUUUCAUCGUGGAGAGAUUUGGUCUCUGACUUCAUCUGUGUGUUGUUCUUUCUGCUAAUUCACCCGGAAUGGCGAUCAGGUGGUGUUGGUUGGAGGGCUCCUUGUUUCCUUUCUUUCUGUCUCCUUCUUUGAGUUGAUAUCAGGUGUUCUAGGGCAGCAAUGCCUACUGGUGCUUGUAAAGACAAACCUACAAACCCUAUGCUUAAGCACGUUUAUUACUUUGUAGGCUCCCUAUUUAGUUCUGUGCCUGACUUCUGCCAGGAGAUCCUGGUUGAGUCUAUUUACAGAACUGGGUUUCUCAAAACUUGUCAUAAAAUCAAAAUGUACAAAAGUCCCUUAAGACACUAAAGACGUGGCUGUCAAAUGUGUUGCUUCUGCUUUUCUAGCAGUCUGGUCCAAAUCCAAGCAUACUGUCUGCUAGCAGGGCCCAUAGAGGUAUUAGUUAGAAAUAGCUGUAACCUUCUGCAACAUCAGUGUUUACAACGAGGGGGGAAAAAAGCCAUCAAACUCGGUCUGCACAUCCUUAAUUUGUAUAUUUUUGGGGAAUUGUUUUUCCAUGUUUUGUUUCUUUUCUGUGCAUUCUGGGUUUUGUUUUUUUUUUUUUGUCUUGGUUUACCAAAAGAGACUUAAAACUGAAGUAGGAGCCAAAUAUGUGUUUCUGUUCCCACUUGAAUCCAAGAAGUACGUUUGUACUGGAAAGUGUGCCUGGGCUUUUCAGGCUCAGGGAUUUAAUAUCAAAGCAAUUAAGUCUAAAACACAUUAACCAGGAAGCUGCCUCUUCUAGUUCCAUUUCUGUUUGUUUUUUUUAACUCAUGCUUGGAAACGUGGCACCUGAUGAAGAUGGCGUUGUGUGAAAUAGAAGAGGCAUCCACUGCAGAAGGCUUUGGAAUAUGAAGUUAUUCUUGAGGUAGCCAACUCUUGUACUGUAAACAUCAUUGGCCAAAUCCCUACUGUACUUGAGAAAGCCUUGCUUAUUUUUUUUAUUUUUAAAAUGGUUCUGUUAAUCACUCUAAAUCAAAAUCUAAUUCUUUUAAAUAAUAGGUAGUCUUGUGUCUGUUUUAAGAGGGAAGAGGCAAACUAUUUCACUACUGGUUUACACAAGAUGAUCCAUGCCCUUUUUUUCCACCAGAGCUUCAUACGAUUUGGCUUGGAAGGUAAAGGUUACAAAGACUUAAAAAUAGCUGGGUUCGAGGGUCUGAGUAAAAUAGCACAACAGUAUUGUGUGUUAUGGGGGAUGUUUCUCUGCCAAAAAAAAAUUAUACCAUUUAUACGUUGUUCUUGUCUUUAUUCUUAACUUUUUUUUUGGGGGGGGGGGGAGGGAGGAGGGUGGGGCUUUUAAUUGCUAUGGUAAUAUUGAGAGAGUUGCCUACAGCUAACCUGUCUGAUAUCCUUUAGGUGGCCGAAAUAACAUCGAAGUGCCACAACAGGCUACAAGCAGUGCUGUGUUUUGAGGGGCUCUCAGAAUCCAGGCAGGGAGGGGUGGGUGUUUGGGAUCCCUUUCAGUUGUGGUGGCAGGAGAAGGAGGCGUAUCUGCACAACAGCUUGUAUCAGUGUGCAGGACCCUCUUUGUACCUUACAUCUUACUAUAUAAUAUAUAUGUAUGUAUCCAGUUGGCUUCAUCUUACUGGAUGUGUAUCUGAGGCAUUGUGGCCCAGUCUCAUACUUCUCCCCAUUUUUAGUUGUACUAAUAUGGUCGCAGCUGUAAAAGGCUGUUGGAGAUGUUGUGAGAUUACAAUAGAAGUAUUAUAUUCUUCUGCUGGACAGUAUUAAAUAGAGCAAUACAUAGAGUUAUCUGCUAGAUUGCAGUACUAAUAGUAGUGACUUAGUGACUUGUAUUAAUGUUAUGAUUUAUUUUAACAAUAAUGAUGCGGAAGUGGUUCAUUAUUUUGAAUUAAUGCACUUUAACAAUAAAAGAAACCAAAAUGGAAGCCAAUGCAGAGAACUAAGUGCAUUAUUUAAAGGUGCAGUAUAUAAUUAUCAUUUUCUUGAAGCACAUAUUUAUUAAGAAUUAACUUAUUAUUUAAAAUAUUCUAACGUUGUUUAGAGACAUUCCCACCAAGUCGUCUCUUUGGGGGGAAGUAGAAGCACAGCUCCCAGAUCUUCUGCAUUGAGCCACUGAAUUCUUCAAGUAUGGUGCAGAGUGAUGUGAGCCCCCCGCCCAGGGAGAGGAGAGUAGCAUACAGCUCAGAUAGGAAAGCCCAGGCUGCAACAGAUAGUCAUACUUACAUCCAGCCAAAGUUGAGCCCAGAGUAUCUCUGAGCUGCAGCAGUCCUUGUAGGAUUUGAGAAGGAAAAGCUGCUUUUUGUGGCUAUUUGUGAUGCUUGGUGCCACGUGCCUUGCAUGAUGCUGAAUGGCAUGGAUGGGUGGUGCCUGUAUUAUCACCAGGCUUUUCUCAAGCAUCAGCCCAAUGUACACAGUGGCCCAAUUGCUGCUUUAUCCCAUCUUGAAAGCUUUGUGAGGGCUGAGGAAAGCCAGAGCCUAUAGAUGAGGCUGCAAAGCCAGUGCUGUUGUGACUGCCCCCUGCCCUUCCGCAGAAGGGAUGAGUGCAGAUCAGCUGCUUGUUGUCAGCAAUGAGUGAGGGCUGCUGCGUCACACACUGGGUUUCGCACCCAGUGGGAAGGCUCUGGUUUGGGCUUCCUUUUAUUUGAUGCUGUACUUCUGAAGGACACUUCUAAAGCAAAUACCAUACCCCAGCAGCCCCCAGAAAUACUGUUACUUUCUUUUCUUUGUCCUCUCCUCUUGCUGUCAUCACAGGUGAUUUAUUUUUUUUUUUUUAUUAUUCUUGCAACUGAAAGAUAUCAGGUCAAUUUUUAAUUUUUUUUCCAUUGGCAAGCAGCUAGUUCCCAAAAAUUGCAAGCCAUUUUCUUCGUUGGCUGUGAAACAAAGGGAAAGGCCCUGAAGUCCAUCAGAGAACUGCCCUGACUGCAGGGCAAACCUGGAAGGGGGGGACUCGAAGGACAGUGCAGUGCAGAAAUGUUCGAGCUCUCCUCUGAAAUGUUCAUGUCGCCUUAAGCUUUAUUUACUAAAUUUGUCAGAACUGACACUGGAUUAAGAGCAAUAUUUAAACAUAACAUACACCUCAGUGGGCACUCAAUGCAGAAAUCAGUAGUACUGUUUAAAUCUCCCUCUUUCUGUUCUUGAACUGGACAGAAGAGGAAGUGGGGCCCCGGCGAUGCCGAUUGCAGCAGAAGGGAGCCCUCAUCUGGGGGAGAGGUGGCUGCUGUCACUGCCCCCGCUGUCCCAAAAGCCUUGAAUUGGAACCAACAGAGAACCCCAAGCCCAAUACCAUAGAACAAAAUUUGAGAAUGUGAAAAUUGCAUCUUGCUGUAUACUGCAACUUUAAUAAUAAUGAGCACUUCUGAGUUCGUUAUUGAGGUUUAUAUAAUGCCUGAAAGAUUUAAUUGCUGUUUUCCUCUGUCUCCCAGUUCAUCCCACUUUCUUGUAACAGCAGUAAUAUGGUUUUGUUGGCUGCCCUUCCCCAUGGAAGGCAGUCCCUGUUAAUUCUUCUCUCAUGUCUUGCAGUGGGUAGGUGCAGCCAUAUGUACCAGUCCUUUGCAAGCCAAACUUUCCAAGAUAAAAGAUGCAAUGGGCAUGUGCCAGGAUAUUGAAUCACUGUACAGAAACAGCACAUGCUCAGUAACUUCACAGAUUGAAAUUGGCUCAUGGUUUGACUCCUAAAAAUGGAUUUUCACAUGCACUGGUACAGCUAAAACAUGGAUGUGGCCCUUGUGGAUGCACUCCAAAGGCUCUUCCCAUUGCGAUGCUAUAGUUUGACGAAGGCAUUAUAUGACUGUUUCCAUCACUUUCAGAUCUUAAUGAAUCGUAUUUUAUUGUAAUAUAUAUUCAUUGCUUUCCUCAGUUAAAAAGAAAGUUACUGCUUUUAUCUUAUAUGAAAAACAAGGGAAUUUGGUAAAGCAUUCAUUAUUUUCAUAUUCCUAGUAUUAACAGAAUAGAACUAGUACUAUUUAAUUUUAGAUCUUCAUAGCUAGCUUGUUAAUAACUCAUAUUUUCCUGUGUUGUAUCCUACUAUUUUUUUCUAUUUUUUUCCCAAAUACUCUGCAUUCUUGAGGAAAAAAAAAAAAAAUCAAAUCCAGUGAGUGGAUAAGUGCAAUAUUCAUCGAAUAAACAGGCCCCUCAUCCAGGACUUGGAGUGGAACGUGCAGUGUGAAAUGUUUGCAAUUCUCUAUUCAUGCACUCUUAUGGGAACAGGAGAUGCAGGGGAGGGGGCAGGUGGAUAAAAACGGGACCCUUGGGUCGGUAGGGAUGGAUAGCUGGGGCUGUUGGUCUUGGAAUGGCUGCUUGUCACGGAGAGCAUCACCUGGUACUAAAAGUGUAAGGAUUAUGCAGCAUGUUGCCAGGUUUUUGUAUAGGGUGUGCAUUAAUGUCCUUAUUAAUACAGGACUUCUGAGCUAUGCUUUAAGUACUCUGUAUGUCAUCCUUGCAUGAUACUGCCUUCUGGUUUGUCUCUGCUGGUGGUUGUCCUCUUUUGCUUCAGAAUCAAUAACUUAAGAAAAUACUUCUGCUGGUGCUGUCCCAUGUUUUGAUACUGUACUGUUAUUUGUAUUUAUUCUGAGAGCUGUGGAAAUGUAUUUCUAUAUGUCCUCAUUUCUUUCUUUUUUCCUUAGGUUAACAAUAAAGAAGAAAGUCCCCAUUUUAUCCAGGUUACUUCUCACCUGCAGAAUUUCACAACUAAUCUGAUUUUUGAAAUCCUAGUUCCUGGCUUGCAAAGGAUGAUCAUUCAGUUCCAAAGUAAAGCUGAGCAGAAACUCUGCUCUUCAAAUAAUAAAAAUAAAAAUAAAAAAUCCUAUUUGAAUGGAUGGAGAAUUUCCACCUGUCCAGAGUAAUGUCACCAUCCAGGUAACAGCAAAACCUCUCUUUGAAAAACUGGACUGUUUUAAUGAGAUCCAAAAGUAAUGUGAAAGACAAGCAUUGGGUUCUUUGAGCUCUGGGGAGUGUUUCUCCUGAAGCUCUACUUGAUGUCCCUGGAGGGCAGCUGUACCUCAGCCUUCUGCUUAAUUCUUGUCCUGCUGCCCUUGAGUUUGUGAAAAGGCCUGGCUAUUGCCAGAGACCUUUGCAUUCAAAUGAGAACAGAGUUCUGCAGCUGUAUUGAAAUAGAUGUUUUCCAAAAUCCUGUCAUUGAUACUAACGCUUUACAGGUUCAUCUUGUUUUGGGGAGCCAACCCAAUUUUUUUCACUUGCUCUUGUUCAAACCAGCCAGAAGUCCAGGAGCAUCAGUAGGGUUACAAUGGCAGAAACCUUCAUGAGCGCUCCCCACAGCCCAUUCUCCUAAAGGGGCAUGGGAGUGCUGAGCUGGGGCUGCCACGCACCAUCUGCUGCAUGGAGGUUGUGCAGCGGCUUUGUGAGACCCACUGGAGCUUUGCUGCUGUCUUGCAGGUAUCUUUCCAAUACUAGCAGCUCCUUCUCUGGCAACAUCAGAUGUUAUUUAUCCAUGUAGCAAAGUGUUGUGUGUGAAUUCAGUGUUCAGUAGCUGCCAACAGCACUAAUACAAUGGUUCAAGAGCAAAUGUUUAUUUUUUUCCCCGUUUGCUUUUAAUUGUUUGAUAGAAGCAGGGACCACCGAUGUGGCAAUGCGUAGGGAAUGUGUUUGCAUGCUUGAGCUCUUCAAUGGCCUCUGCUAACCUGUGCCCGGUGCUUCUAUUUCUUUUUCUGUCUCUCUGUGCUGCUCAGUGGCCACAUCUGUUGUCUGUAGCUUCAGAUGAAGUACUGUAUGUAGGGCUGCAUCCAGAGUUCUCUCCCAGACUUGGGGUUGCAAUGUAGGUUGCUGUUGCUGCUUUUCCUCCUCAUCUUAGAGCCAGUCGGAGCACCCAGAGUUCCCCAGAACUUCCCCUUGGAUAUCUUUAUUGGGGUGUCAGCUGUGUGGGGUGUCCUUACACCACGGCUGGGGCUCUGCAGUGAUCCCUGGGUGAAAGCUGAGUGCAGACCCGAUGGCACAGGCAGAACAAAGUAGCUUCUCCCAUUUUAUAAUGUCAUGGCUGGGCUGGUCCCAUCACCAAUGUUCUUCGUUUGUUCUUGCAUCGAGGUAGUGUUGAUUCUAGUUGAAGAGUGCAAUUUUUGUUUUCUUUUGUGUCUGAGGUUUUUUUUUUUUUUAGUUUGUUUGUUUUCUUUAAUAAAUAAAUUUGGUUUAAAGCUUCACACUGGCAUUUUUACAGACCUGUUUUUGUCAGCAUAAACCACCGCUGUCCUGAGUUGAGACUCCUGUUUGUUACUGAAUCAAACUAAUGGGAACUGUAUCAAUGAUUUGGAAAGAAAUGAAAGGCAACUAUAUUGGCAGGGAAGGGGUGGGAAAAGAUAAAAUACAAGGGAAAAAAGUGUUUCUAAUAAGGCCGUAAAUUAUUUGAUCUGACACUGCAGGUGCUUUCUCUGUAUAGAUGGUUUUCAUACAUCACUGCUCUGCAUUAGGAUUUUUCAUUACUGAGAAAAGUUGAGUUUUACACUCUGUGAUGAUGGUAGUCUGUAUCCUAAAGUCAGUGAUCCCCCAAAGCAAGAGAAACACACGUGAUUGCUGUACCAGAGGCACUUUGUACCUUUCUUUCUCGGUCCUGUUUGGUGGAGGGGAGAAGCAGAGGGGAAGGAGAAUUGCAUGGCAUUGCCAAAACCCCAUCGUCAUCCUUGGGGGCAUCAAACUGUGUUCUGAGUCUGGAUCCCCUGAGCAUCCAGGUUGGGCUUGUCUGUCCUACAGAAGCAGGAGAGGAGAAAAUACUGCAGUCACUGGAACUUAGCCUAUAGCCGUUAACAAACUGGAGCAAAUAAGAAAGGAAUUAAAAAAAAAAAAAAAGCACAACCUUUAAAAAUAUGAGAGAUUUCAGUGGAUAGCCAAUGUUAACUAUUGCCUGUCUUAGAUUUUCAUAGUGGGGGGAUGUUAUAAUUGUUUCCAAUCUGUAGAUGACUUUUUUUUUUCCCCUUGCUGAAGGGGUUUGCUCAUUACUCAUGUGGGUUCAGACCUGGAGUAUUGUGGAAGCAGAGUGCAUGGAGCAUUACAAUGGCUUUUCUGUACUAUAAGUUGACUGUUAUGGGGUCAGUAGUGCACAGAGUAAGUGCAUUUCUGUUGUCUGGCUCACAUCAUGCUGCAUCAGUGCUGUUGCUGUACUGCACAUUUAAUUGCAGGCAGAGAUAUUAGUUACUUUGCUCCCAGGUUUGGGGAGAAUCAAAGCAAUGAGAUGUCUCAGUCAGGAGUUGGUAUCACACUUUCACAUCAGAAGUCUUGCCUGCAGCUUGAUUGCUGCUUCGGUCAAAGCUCAGAUGCAGAUAUCUCUGUUGGGCACGUAUAUCUGUGGCUGCUUCUAAAACUGUUAAUUAGCUCAAACGAUUUCUGGAAACAGUGGAUAAUUAAUGGAGCCUAAACCUGUUGCUGAAUGAAAGCUGGAAUCUGUCGAGUGGUUGUGCUCCCCUCUCCUAGGAGAGCACGUACGGUAUGGAAAGCCUUGCGGUUUUUACUGUCCCAAACUUAUGUUUGAUGACAAAAUCAAUCUAGGUCUGAUCUAAACAAGGUUUGCAGUGGGUUUCCUCAGUUGUUGAUGUUCUUAACAUUAGACGCUGUUGUCAUUUUUGUGUUGGUGUAGCACUCCAUUUUCUAGUGGAUAGGUGGUGGGAAUGUACUCUGUGGUGUCUUGGGAGAGCAUGUUGGUGACCAGAGACAGAGAAAUGUGUGGUUGGUUUUAGUGUGUGUGUGGUCAAGUUGGUGAUGCUUUUCUGGUUGUUAUUUUUGUUGCUGUUUUUAACAUGGGAACCAUUUUGUCUGCUCUGCUUGGGAAAAUGUCCUGAAGUUGUUGUGGUUUCUGUCGUGGUGUAUAUGGAAAAGGAAUAACUGAGAACUGUUUUGUUUUCAUAUGGAGAGAGUUAAAAAGGCGGGAGUCCGUUCCGUUUGUUCUGGGAUGUGAGUUAAGCCAAGAGGUAAAGAAAAUGAGUCGGAGGAAGCCCUUUUUGUUGUAACAGCUUGGGACCAUAUUUACUUGUGGCCCAUGGUCCAGCUCUAUUGAAGGCAGUGAAUAUUGGUCGUAGUGCAGAUGUUUGAGCUUUCUGUCCAAAUAUUGAUUCUUUCAGAGCUGACAGGUAUUUUGACAUUCAUGGCAUCAACCAUUAAUGUACCUACAGCAGACAGGAAGCUAUAAGCAGAAAUAAGUACUGCAGCCUCACGGAGUGCCCAGUUUUUGUUUAAUGAACUUGAGCUGAUGACCAACAUGAUUUUGUACAGUGAAGAGCUCCUGAUAGGGCCCAAAUGUAUUUGGCUCUUUGAGAUGCUUUCCUAGAACUGCAAAUCUGGUGUAUGAUAGAAAAUAUUGGCCUUCCAGUCAAAACUGAAAGCCAGAAAAUGACAUCUUUCAUGCAGCAGUAUCUCUUGCCAUUGGUGGCAUGAGUUAUCAUACAAAAUGCCCCUGUCUGAACUGGCACAAAACAGAAGGCCUCUUUGUGACCAGUCUCUGAGUCUGCACAUAAUCUUGGUAGAUUGAAUGCAGGUCAGAUUUGUAGGUAGAAAAGAUGAGUAACUCCUUUACAGACUAACACAAGGAUGUAGUUCUCAUUUUUGCCAAGCAAUCCCGUAGAAAUGUCCCCUGAGGUUUAGCACAGAUCCUCUGGGGACCUGUGAGUCUUUAGCUGAUAGAUACGGUACUGUGGGCCUGAUCCUGUGACUGGGACAGGAGAAGCACAUCUCUGUCACAUGCACAUCUCAUCAAAAGUGAGAUCAUAGCACAGUGUUGCCAUUGACAUUGACAUCUAGAUUUGUCACUGGGGGGACCACGGUUGUGCAAAGUGUUACCUUCUCCAUAAUCCAGACUUGCAGAAUUGAUUUUAGUGCCCAGUCCAGAAAUGGUUCAGAGCUGCCCUCUUUUCCAUUGCUACCCAACAGCCAUGUGCUGUGGCCAAGCACUUGCUCAGAGAACUGCAAUACAGUGUAAAGCAAUGGAAGUUUGGUGUGUUUUUCCCAUGUGCUGAGGCAGUGUAGUAAAACGAAAUGUUUUGGUGUGGGAUUUUAAUAAUGUCUUUGUGUGUAGAACUGAGAACUCUGCAUGGGUCUGCUCAACAGAGAGUGAGAAAAAUGUUUCAGGCAGUUGUGCAUGUGAAGACACAGAGCAAGAACUCAAGAUUGCUGUGCCUGUGAGUAGAUCCCAGCAUCCCUCUAUAGGCACUUACCAGAGCCUGGAGGUGAUCAGCAUCUACUAAUGGGCAAUCAGUACUGCUCACCUUCCUGCAUGCUCAGGACUGGCGGAGGUUACGAGGGAUGGAGUUUGGGGGCUCUUCCCUCAGCUUUAUUACAAGUUCUUGCAAUGUGAACCUCUAACAUCUUCAAAGACUCAGGCAGAAGGGAUUUGCUAAACAGACUGUAUCUGUUAUCUCCCAGUUCAUUGAUUGCUUGGACCAAAGGUGGUGCUAAAUCUGAUUUUCAUCUGUAAUAUUUAUAUUUUUUCAGACUUUUUUUUU
Molecule: messenger RNA, 13418 nt
Organism: Lagopus muta (rock ptarmigan)
Lineage: Eukaryota; Metazoa; Chordata; Aves; Galliformes; Phasianidae
Gene: SH3PXD2A
Product: SH3 and PX domains 2A
Exons: 16
Coding region: 267-3431 (1054 amino acids)
Biological process (GO): superoxide anion generation
Molecular function (GO): protein binding; superoxide-generating NADPH oxidase activator activity; phosphatidylinositol binding
Source: RefSeq, a predicted model, not a curated record